Molecule: messenger RNA, 1372 nt
Organism: Teleopsis dalmanni
Lineage: Eukaryota; Metazoa; Arthropoda; Insecta; Diptera; Diopsidae
Gene: Ptx1
Product: pituitary homeobox homolog Ptx1
Biological process (GO): anatomical structure morphogenesis; regulation of transcription by RNA polymerase II
Cellular component (GO): nucleus
Molecular function (GO): RNA polymerase II cis-regulatory region sequence-specific DNA binding; DNA-binding transcription factor activity, RNA polymerase II-specific
Source: RefSeq, a predicted model, not a curated record
GUUUGUUUUUUUCAGUUUGGGCUGAAACUGGUGAUUUUCGUGAUAGUCAUAGUUCCAUGACCGCUGUUGCAAAUAGUCUGGAGAGUACGCAUUUAAAUAAUUUCCAAACGUCGUCAGGAUCAUCUAUAUCAAAUCGAAAUCGGGAUCGUAAAGAUGGUAAUCGUUCCGUUAAUGAGACCACAAUCAAAACAGAAAACAUAUCAAAUUCUGGUCAUGAUGAACCAAUGACAACGACCACGGAUGAACCUAAAAACGAUAAGAAAAACAAACGUCAACGACGUCAAAGAACACAUUUCACCUCACAGCAAUUGCAAGAGUUGGAACACACUUUCAGCCGUAAUCGCUAUCCGGAUAUGUCGACGCGCGAAGAAAUCGCUAUGUGGACAAAUUUAACGGAAGCCCGUGUUAGGGUGUGGUUUAAAAAUCGUCGUGCCAAAUGGCGUAAACGUGAACGUAAUGCUAUGAAUGCAGCUGUUGCUGCAGCUGAUUUUAAAUCCGGUUUUGGAUCUCAAUUUAUGCAACCAUUUGCUGAUGAUUCACUAUAUUCCUCAUAUCCAUACAAUAAUUGGACAAAAGUACCUUCACCACUUGGUACAAAACCCUUCCCAUGGCCAGUCAAUCCACUUGGUUCAAUGGUUACCACAAAUCACCAUCAAAAUUCAGUGAAUUGCUUUAAUACUGGUGCCAGCGGUGUUGCUGUUAGCAUGAAUAACUCAAUGUUACCAGGUACGAUGGGCUCCACAUUAACCAAUUCAAAUGUUGGGGCUGCACCCUGCCCUUAUACAAAUCCCGCUAAUCCUUAUAUGUAUCGUGCCGCAGCUGAACCUUGCAUGACAUCUAGCAUGUCUUCCAGCAUAGCUACGUUACGCUUAAAAGCGAAACAACAUACAACCGGUUUCGCAAGUCCCUAUUCAGCGCCUUCACCGGUUUCGAGAUCCAAUUCAGCAGGUCUGUCAGCAUGUCAAUAUACUGGCGUUACUGAUGUUGUUUGAGAAAACGCCCUCGGGGCUCUGCUCAAUCAGCAUCAGCACCAUUUACAACAUUUCUCUAGCGGCGGUAAUGCAUCAGUUGGACAUAAUUUGCAUCAUCUACACAACAAUAACAACAACAAUAAUCUAUUAAAUAACAACCAUUUGUUACUGGAUCACAACGGUGGCGGCAGUAAUGAUAAAUCACCACUUCAUCAUCAACAGAAUGAUUUAAGUGGUGGUAAUGGUAGUGCUAAUGGUUUAAUGGGCCCAAAUGGUACCAAUGACAAUGGCGAAGAUGUAGAAGAAGUCAUUGACUAAGAUUGCUUACACAUGCAAUGGGUGUCUUAGACUUGAUGCAAUAAAUAAUAUAAAAUGAAAUAAUUUAAAAAUAAAAAUGAAUG